This is a messenger RNA of Adineta ricciae, 1482 nucleotides long. Lineage: Eukaryota; Metazoa; Rotifera; Eurotatoria; Adinetida; Adinetidae. The record is from the annotation of a GenBank genome assembly.
AUGUUAUUUCGAAAACCGCGAAAUCUUCUACUCACUAUUGUACUUUUUCGCUUCUUGUCUUGGCUAAUUGUUCGUACAUAUUUCAUCGCAGAUGAAUAUUGGCAAACAUUUGAAAUUGCUCACUCGUUAGCGUUUAACUACGGUUAUAAAACCUGGGAAUGGAACUCAACGAUCGCGAUACGAAGUUAUCUCUAUCCAUACUUGAUUUCGUUGAUCUAUCGAUUUCUUGCCUUCCUUCAUUUGGAUACAGCAAGUGUUUUAGUCAAUGUUGCGACAUUAUUUCAAACAUUUCUCGCAAUACUUGGCGACCUAGCCUAUGUGAAGUUCCUUCAAGGACACAAUCUGAUAUUCCUGAUUCUCCUAUGCCGCUUUUCAUGUUGGUACACAAUGUAUUCCUCUCCAAGAUUACUCAUCAAUAAUUUAGAAGAAAUUCUAUUUAUAUGUAGUCUAGCUGCUGCGAAAAGCUUUCGUUCCACAUCAUCGAACUUUGCUUUUCAUCUAUUUGUCUCUCUAUCAUUUAUACUUCGUCCAACAUCAGCCAUUCCAUUUGUUAUCAUCUAUCCGUACUUAUUAUAUCAAACCUCUCAACGUUUACGUUUUCUUCUUCAAGCAUUCCUUUGUUUUGUCAUAUUAAAUUUAUGCAAUAGUCUGUUAGAUAGUUACAUGUACGGUCAAUGGACAUUUGUACCAUUGAAUUUCUUAUACAUCAACUUUUUCCAUCCGAAUUCAAUUUCUUCACAUUAUGGAAUCAAUAAUCCCUUUUGGUACUUUACGAAUGGUCUACCAAUGAUAUUUUUCUACCGUUUACCAUUGAUUUUUCUUGGUGCAAUGUUUAAUAGACGUCUAACAAUCGUGGUACUAUUCACCAUAUUCAUUUAUACAUUGAAUUCUCAUAAAGAAUUCCGAUUUCUCACACAGAUUCUGCCAAUAUUAUUCAUUCUCGAAGCACAUGGAAUUGAUUGGUGUUUGAAAAAGUUCAGAAUUAGGAAAUUUCCAUGGGUGUUAUUCCUUUCGUUUACGAUUCAUCUAUUGAUCGGAAUCUAUUUUUCAUUCGCUGAUCGACAAGGACAAAUCUCCGUGAUGACCUACCUUCGAACAAACCUUCCAAAUGAUAAUCAACGAAGUUAUUCCGUUGAUUUUCUCAUGCCAUGCCAUUCAACUCCAUAUCAUAAUUUCAUUCAUCGAACUGAUAUUCAAUUGAAUUUCUUAACAUGUGAACCUAAUUUAAACUCGACUUCCAGUGAUUAUCUCGACGAAGCUGAUCGAUUCUUUGUUGCACCAAUCGCGUCUUUACGGUCAAGAUUGCUUCUUACAAAGGCCAGUCAUUUAGUCAUGUUCGACACAUUGUACAACCAAGUGAAGGAUGUGUUGGAAGAUAAUCAAUCUUACUAUGUGAAAGAUAUCUUAUUCAAUUCACACAUUCAACAUACCUCGCGACAUGGUAAAUCGAUCUAUAUUCUCGAAAAUAAACUUGGAUAUUAA